Amoebophrya sp. A25 is the source of this 1145-nucleotide messenger RNA. The record is from the annotation of a GenBank genome assembly. NCBI's taxonomy places the organism in Eukaryota, Dinophyceae, Syndiniales, Amoebophryaceae.
AUGCAACUGCGCGAUCUCAGGAUCGGUGAAGCUUUUUCCGAUACCGGCACAGCACUUCUGACCAAGGAGGAGAUCCAACCAUUGGGGUCCAGCCACUACACGGAUAUUUACGGCUGACUUCUUGGUCGAUUAGUUUCCUUCUUAGGAUCAUCGACACUGGUGUUGCAGUCACUUCUUGUCUCACUGUUUCUUUCCCUCUUGGGAUCAUGGGACAUUGAGAUAGUCCCAUUCUACUUUCGAUACAAGUGAUAAGUGAACAGGCCAACGCCUAGGUCACCGCACCACCAGGAAUAAGGCCGUUCUCGAUUUGUUCGAUAUGAUGAAAGAGGGAGCUUCUGUCUAGGAUAUCAACAUGGAGUCCUUGUUUAAAGCAGCUCUUUCUUUUCACUUAAAUCUCAUCUAACAUUUGGAGUCCUUGGACAUGGCUUUCGGGUCUUUUGGAAUCUGGGAUCUUGAAAAUAGUGACGAGUGGCCGGAAGCAAAGGCUACGAUUGACAAAAAGAUCCAGCACGCAAAAAAAUUAAGGCUUGAGAAAGUCCCCAUUUUGAGCCAGCAUCUUGUCCCCAUUUUGAAGGGAAAUAGGGCACCAAGAUGCUGGUCGCGAUGGAUUUAUUACGCAAGGUCUAAAAUAAUCUGCGGGAGUCUUGGCUUUUCGAAUGGCACUAGCCAAGAUGCUGGAAAAAGGAGUCGUUGGCCAAGCCGGUGAGCAAAAUACAGACCCGAUGAUUUCCAUUGAUCAUGCGAUUGCCAUCGAUCAUACCAUUAGCAUUACAUUAGCGAGUGCAGAAAACGUUGUAGCGGAAAUAUUUCCGAACGAAUUUUUGGAACACUUGGAGCGGCUGGGUCUGGACCUUGGCUCUAAAGAUGUGAUGGAGCUCCUGAAAAAAUUAUGGCGAGUCGGAAGUAGAAAAACGUGCCGGGGAGGAGUAGUGAGUCACAGUUUGCUGGCGCAGCUGUGCUUAACAAAUUAUAAGUCAGAAUCAUCGAUGCAGCUGUUUGUCAAUGAAGAACGACUGUUCGAAAAAUGUUGAGGGUCAUUGAAUCCAUCAUGAAUGAUUCUACGAAACAUUCCGCACGACCACGAAGAUAUGGACCUCCUGCAAGAAUUCGAAUUAGAGAAAAUCUUGAGAAUUAAGAGACCACAU